CAACUGGUCCCAUUUCUCAUUUCAAUUCAUACCGAAUCCUCGUGGUUUUAGAACAAAGACGACUUCUCUUGGUGCUUCAGUUGCCACCACGUGACCUGCCCAUAUAGGUAAUCGCAUCGCAUCUUCAAUUCUCACUCAUCAGCAGCAACUACCACCCAAACCCGCAGCCAUGUCUGAACGAAAGGUCUUAACGAAGUACUAUCCCCCGGACUUCGAUCCGUCGGCGAUAACCCGCACGCCGAAACACCUCCGGUCGCAAGGUCCGAAAGUAAUCACCGUCCGUCUGAUGGCCCCGUUUUCGAUGAAAUGUACACAGUGCGGUGAAUUUAUCUACCGCGGUCGCAAGUUCAACGCGCGCAAGGAAACAACGGAGGAAAAGUACUUCUCGAUCCCGAUCUACAGAUUCUAUAUCCGGUGCACGCGAUGCAGUGGAGAGAUCACGUUCCUGACAGAUCCAAAGAAUAUGGACUAUCGGGCGGAGAAGGGGGCGAAGAGGAACUUUGAGCCGUGGCGCGACUCCAAGGCGGAUAAUCAGGAUGAGACCGAGCAGGAGGUUUUGGACCGCUUGGAGAAGGAGGAAGGGGAGGAGCAGGAGCAGCUGGAGCGGGAUAAGAUGGCGGAGCUGGAGGAGAAGAUGUUAGAUUCGAAGCGAGAAAUGGCGAUUGCCGAUGCCUUGGAUGAGAUUCGGACGAGGAAUGCGAGGAUUGAGCGCAAUGAGGCGACGGGGGAUGAGGUGGCUUUUGCUAAUGUGCAGAAUCAGGUGGAUGAGGCGGCGUUGAAGGCUCAGCAGGAAGACGAGGAAGCGGCGCGAAAGGCUUUCAUGACUGAGACCGGGGAAAAGGUGAAGCGGUUGGUGGAGGAUGAAUCGACACCAGAGCAGGCUCCGGUCCCAGCGCCGCCACCUUCAUUCGCACGAGUUAAGAAACCGAAGAAGCAACCACCAAACAGCCUGGGCAUUAAGAAGAAGGCGAAGCCGUCGUUAGUAUAAGAUAUCCAUUGCUCUAUUUAUUCAAGCUACAGGCGUUCAAAGGGCAUAUACGAUGGGAAGAUAGUUUAUGAUUAACAGCAUUUUCUAAAAUAAACCGGGUAUUAUGACUACUCAAUCAUAGCAUACAUACUCAAAGUGCAAUAAACAUAAAUAAAACAUAUAAGAAGUAAAAGGAAAAGAAAAAACAGUUUCGUUGCACCGUAACAAUUUCCCAAAGCGCCACGCUAGAACUGGAGUAGACCUUUAUAAGAAAACCUUCCCUAACUAAACAAGCUGCAGUAUUUGCAAGCCGACCUGAACAACAAAACGCCAAACUAAACAAUGGAGAAGAGGUACAACGAGCUUAGAGAUAUGGCAUCCACAGAGCAUCGCCGUUGGCCAGGUGCUGCGGGUUCACAGCCUUGGAGAUGAGAUCAAUGGUGGUUUGGUUCGCGGGCAGGUU
Aspergillus versicolor CBS 583.65 is the source of this 1430-nucleotide messenger RNA. RefSeq names its product Saf4/Yju2 family protein. Gene Ontology annotation, cellular component: U2-type catalytic step 1 spliceosome. The record is from RefSeq and is a predicted model, not a curated record. Lineage: Eukaryota; Fungi; Ascomycota; Eurotiomycetes; Eurotiales; Aspergillaceae. The coding region runs from base 170 to 988 and encodes 272 amino acids. Gene Ontology annotation, biological process: mRNA splicing, via spliceosome. The transcript has 2 exons.